Messenger RNA from Cercopithifilaria johnstoni, 1650 nucleotides. The record is from the annotation of a GenBank genome assembly. Lineage: Eukaryota; Metazoa; Nematoda; Chromadorea; Rhabditida; Onchocercidae.
AUGUGCACGAACAAUCCGCGAACUUAUGCAGUAAUAAUGCAAUCGAUUAACGAUUCCGCUUAUAGUAAUUAUAACGCUUUUGGAAGAUCUGCAGAACCAAUACAAACUGGUAGAAAACCGAACAUUGAAUUUUACGGUGUAAAUAAAUCAUCAAUUUAUGGGCAAGAACAUCAAUUGCAACCGGAUUAUCUGAGCGAUUUGAAAGGACAGCAGCAGCCGAGAAACACGGAAUUAUCUUCCUACAUGCAUUCAGAACCGGAAAAGAAUUAUGGAAGUAAAUAUGAUAUGGAGUUUCAACAGGAUUUUUUGAUAAAGCCGGAAAGGAGAAGACAUCGAAGACACGGAAGGAGGCGUUCUCAUCGCAAUCAUCAUCGUAUUCGAGAACAACCAUCAAUCGGUGAAGGAUACCCAGGCGUACAAGGGGCACCCUCUGCCAGAUCAAUGUCCUCAAUUUCUGCAGCACCGGAAGCAAAGACCUUGCAGACAGUGCCGCUUCAUUCAGCGGCAUUGGAAACAGAUCAAAGGAAAAAGGUAGUUGAGGAAAAGAUUGAAGAAAAGGAAAAAUCGAAUGAAAAAGCUACAAUAUCGGUGGAGCAAAUGCAACAAAAAACGCCUGAAAUUAUAUCGAGAAUAAAAUUAGUGGACGAAUUGCCAUCGGCUAAACAGGUUGAUGAUGAAGAUCAACAAAUGCGACAAAAGCGAAAAGUUAUUCAAUUCAUUGAACAAAUUGCAAAAGCUGGAAUGGAAGGGAUGAAAGAUGAAUUUGUGCAAUGUCGAUCUUUCAUCCCAAAUGCUAUUGCGCGAACUGCGCAUGAUCAAAAUUUGAAAAGAUGCCGCUAUCCAGAUAUAAUUUGCAUUGAUCAAACACGUGUUGUGCUUAAAAGUCAUAGCGAUGGUUCGGAUUUUAUACAUGCAAAUCGAAUUCCACUUGGAGAUAAUCCCAAUGAGAUCAUCAUUACGCAAUUGCCAUUAUUGAAUACGGUGAAACAUUUCUGGGAAAUGAUUUGGCAGGAAAAUGUUCAAAUAAUAUUAUUGUUUUUAACGUUAAAUGAAUGGAAGCAACAUGCUGAAAAUAUUCAGCUCAUUCCUGGCAAAGGAAAAUGCUUGCACAUUCAAGAAUUUAUGACAUUGACACAUAAAAAUGAUAUUAAUAUCACAUCUGAUUGGCUCGUUCGUGAAUACUAUCUAUCGAAAAACAAUGAAACACGUCGAAUUUUAUGGCUUCAUUAUAGUGGAUGGGAACCAAAUCGAUCACCAAAAAAUUGCGAAUACUUAUGGCCUUUACAUUCAUCCUUAAGGAAGAUGCGUCGCCCAUACGUAUGCAUGAGCCUUGCUGGAGCUGGAAGAGCUGGAUGUUAUGCCGCUUUAGAAUGGGCGCAUUUAAUGUUGCAUGAUAAGGGUGCUUCAACGAUAAACAUUGCUGAGUGUGUGCGGAAAGUUCGUACAUAUCGAAUGCAUGCUGUGCAAACAAUUGCACAAUUUCAAUUUCUCUACAUGGGCAUUCAACGUCAUAUCUUUCUUGUUGAGAAAUUUCGAAAAGAAAUUUUAUCUGAGCAACGAAUGUUUGAAGCAACAAAGAAAUGUUCCUCUAUUGAAUAUAAUUAUUUUCGAUGCGACGGUUAUCCAACAAAUGAUCAUUUCGACUUAUAA